AUGAGUUCGACACAAGACAAUUUUUUCAAAACCAAGAUUCUUCAGCUAGAAUGUCAUUUCACCUGGGAUCUGAGAAAGGAGGAUACAGAGUUCGCUGAUCUUAUAAAUAGGCUGGAAGAUCAAAUUACCUUUGAUCUUGGUAGGGAGGUUGGAGUUGAACAUGCAUACAGCAGUUUGGGAUUUGUAAGGUAUCUCUCGGGGUCCUAUAAUGAGGCUCUUAGCAAUUUACAGAGAUCUGAAGAACUCACAAGACAAUACCAUGGAGACAACUGUGAUAAGCUGCUUGUAGUCACGUAUGGAAACUUUGCAUGGUUACACUAUCAUAUGGAAGCAUAUGGGGAGUGUGAAAGCUAUUUAAAUAAACUGAAGGAGAUCAGUGAGAAAUAUCCACCUGACUCUCCCUCUGCCCCUUAUCCUGAGGUGCUUGGAGAGAAGGGAUGGACCUUACUCAAAUUCUCACGCAAGUACUCUGACAGGGCUAAAGAGUGCUUCAGGAAGGCCUUGGAACUGGAGCCAGAUGAGGGAGAAUGGAAUGCCGGCUAUGCCAUAGCUCUCUACCGCACAGAGACCGUGCAUUCCAGUGCUGCUGACUGCCCAGCAAUUAAACAGCUAAGACGAGCUGUACAUGUUAACCCAAAAAAUGAUGUUCUUAAAGUUCUGCUUGGUCUCAGACUAAUUCUCUACAAGAAGUACAUUGAGGCCGAUAGUCUAGUGGAGCAAGCAUUAGAGAGGUCUCCAGAACACCCACAUGUGAUUCAAUAUGUUGGGCAAUAUUUCAGGAAGAAAGGGUCUGUGGAAGAGUCCAUUAGCUGGUUGAAGAGAGGGUUAGAGAAGGCACCCAAGUCGAGCUUCAUACAUUAUCAGCUAGCACUGUGCUACAAGAGGAAGAAAACCGAUCUGCUUCAAGCUGGAAGCUACUAUAGCAAGGAAGCUGAGAUUCAGCAGGUUUGGGAUCAAUGCAUCUAUCAUUUAGAAAAGGCCACUACACUGAGCCCAGACUUCAUCUAUGCUAUGAUUGAGCUAGCAGUACAGUACGGAAAGAAACAAGAUAUUUCAAAGGCAGAAGAGUUGUUCCAGACUACAUUCCAGACAGCCAAAGGAAAAAAUGGAUUUUCCCAGCAAGUUAUAUUCAAUUAUGCAAAUUUCCAGCAGUACAGUAAGAGAUGUGAACAUCUGGCCAUCAAACAAUACAUGGAAUGCCUGCAGAAGGGUCCAAACACACUGGAAGGGAGGAAAAGUGCUGCAUGUUUGAAAAAAAUUGCACAGAAAAGAAUUACCAGAAAUCCAAAUGAUGGAGAGGCUUUGGGAAUACUGGAAUUCAUCUCUAAGGAAAAAGGAGAUAAAUGUCAUGCUAUAGAUACUGAGAAAGCUCUAAGCUAUGUAGAAAAUGAUGAGUACCUCAGUAAUCUUUGUGAACUGAGGCUUUCAUUACAGUAA
Molecule: messenger RNA, 1437 nt
Organism: Electrophorus electricus (electric eel)
Lineage: Eukaryota; Metazoa; Chordata; Actinopteri; Gymnotiformes; Gymnotidae
Product: interferon-induced protein with tetratricopeptide repeats 5-like
Biological process (GO): defense response to virus
Cellular component (GO): cytosol
Molecular function (GO): protein binding
Source: RefSeq, a predicted model, not a curated record